AUGCCUUCUAAUAUCAAUCUCGUCGAUGAGUAUCUCGCCAAAGGGACAUGGAAGACGGCUGAAAACGCAAACUCGACCUACUCGCAUCAAGGUUUAAUGCAAUAUGUUUCCAACCAAAUUAUCUCUCAAUAUUGGCUGGAAAAAGUAUACACUGAUGAGAUCCGGCAGUAUGAUGGCGAAAAUCGCUUUCAUAUCCAUGACCUUGGGUUCUUGAGCGCCUACUGCUCCGGCUGGAGCCUUGAGGACAUCCUCUUUCAGGGCUUUGGCGGCGUCGAGAACAAGAUCCAGUGUCGGCCUGCCAAUCACCUCAACACCGCUCUCAACCAAGUUGUUAAUUUUCUCUUCACCCUGCAAGGUGAGCUUGCCGGUGCUCAGGCCCUGUCCAGCUUUGAUACGUACUUGGCACCCUUCAUCCGGAGUGACGAUUUGUCUUACCCCGAGGUGUUCAAAUAUAUACAAAGCUUUGUCUACUCUCUGAAUGUCCCAACGCGAAGCGGAUUUCAGGCUCCCUUCACCAACCUGUCGCUUGAUCUUAUUUGUCCGAAGCGGCUGGGGGAUCAAGCAGUUAUCAUUGGUGGGAAGCUUCAUCCAGAAUGGAUCUACAGUGAUUUUCAAGAAGAGAUGGAUAUGCUGAACAAGGCGUUUGCGGAAGUGAUGAUGCAGGGCGACGGUAACGGCAACAUCUUCUCCUUUCCCAUCCCGACCUACAAUAUCUCCGAUGAAAUUGACUGGGAGUCGUCUCGUUGGGAGUCCAUUUGGGAGAUGACUGCCAAGUACGGCGUCCCAUAUUUUGCCAAUUUUGUCAACAGCGAUCUCGAUCCUGAAGACUUCCGCUCCAUGUGCUGUCGCCUGCGUCUCGAUCUGAGCAAACUUCAUUGCCGCGUUGGCGGUCAAUAUGGAGCAAGUCCGCUGACCGGCUCAAUUGGGGUCGUCACGGUCAAUCUCCCCAAUCUUGCUUAUCGAUCAAAUGGGUCAAAAGAAAUCUUCACGUCGGAGCUCUCAGAGACGUUGAGAGUCGCCAAGGAUUCGUUGGAGAUCAAACGAAAGCUUGUGGAAACUAACUCGGCUCUGUAUCCGUAUGCUGCGCAUUAUCUUGCUGCGACUAAGCAGCGGACAGGAUCGUACUGGACGAACCAUUUCAGCACAAUCGGAGUGAAUGGGAUGAACGAGGCACUGAUUGCGCUGUUUGGCAAGGGAAUCGACGCAGAGAAGGACUUUGCUCUCCAAGUAAUGGAAUCCAUCAAAGAGAAGUUGCAAGAGUUCCAAGGAGAAACAGGCAAUCUCUACAAUCUGGAAGCCAGUCCAGCAGAAAGCACGUGUUACAAGUUCGCCAAGCGGGACAAGGAGUUGUUUCCAAACUAUGAUAUACCUACAUUCUACACUAAUUCGACCAUGCUCCCCGUCGGAGCGACUGAGGAUAUCUUUGAGGCCAUGGCCCAUCAGGAAGACCUCCAGUGCUCGUAUACGGGAGGCACUGUCUUUCAUACUUUUCUGGGAGAGCAACUAUCAAGCUGGAAGCUGGCUCGUGAUUUAGUGAAAUCUCUGACAAGCCGGUUCCGUCUCCCUUAUAUUACCCUGACACCUACGUUUAGUAUUUGCCCGACCCAUGGGUAUCGGACAGGUGAACAACCGCAGUGCUCGGAUUGCGGUGAGCCUGCCCUGGUGUACUCUCGCAUCGUUGGCUAUUUCCGGCCUACUCGAGACUGGAACAGGGGUAAGGCGACAGAGUUUCUGGAACGCAAGACGUACAAUUACAAGACAGGCCUGCAGCACUCGGAGACUGACAAGAUUGACAACAAAGAUGCAGAAUUGGAGCGCCAGGUAGCCGCUAUCGCCGACCUUCCCUUGGCGGGAUAUAUCAAGAACACUCUUAGUGACUACCCGGGCAAGGUGCAGGCCUCUAUUCUAUUCACAUCACGUUGUAACCUAGCCUGUCCCUGGUGCCACAAUGGCCCGCUUGUUGAAGGAGAACGCGAAGACGUGACGAUUCUCGACGCAUUCCGCCUUAUCACUUCCACCUCUCACAAAUCAUUGGUUAUCUCUGGUGGAGAGCCAACAAUUCACAAAGGCCUGCUUCCAUUCUUGCGAAUUCUCAAACAAGCUGGCGUCAGUGUGAAGCUAGACUCCAAUGGAACCUCACCUGCUGUGCUGAAGCGAGUUUUUGACGAGAAUCUGGUUAAUUUUGUGGCGAUGGACAUUAAAUGCGCUUUGGAGAACUACAAAAAGGUCACCGGUCGCAAAGUGAAGCCCAAAGUCCUCGAGACCAGCAUCGAACUCAUCAAGAAUAGUGGGGUGAGGUACGAGUUUCGUACGACGGUGGUACCAUCACUGGUGGACGUGGAAGACCUUUUCGAGGCGAAGCGAUUAUCCGGCCAGAAAUUGACCGUGCAGCGAUUCCGGAAUGGCGAAACUCUCUUGGACAAGGAUUUUCGAACUCUCAAGGAGCAUACAGAUGGAGAAUUCGAAGCAUUGGUGGCUCAAGUGGCAUAG
Molecule: messenger RNA, 2490 nt
Organism: Clonostachys byssicola
Lineage: Eukaryota; Fungi; Ascomycota; Sordariomycetes; Hypocreales; Bionectriaceae
Source: the annotation of a GenBank genome assembly